AUGGAAUCAAUCGAAAUAACUGCAAAUAGUAACAGCGCGACUACGACAAGUAUGGAGGGAAUUGUAGCUACAAUUCCAGAGAAAACGUUUAUCGACUCCACAGGAACAGAAACCUUAACGAAAAAUCACAAUAGGCAAGAAAAUGGCAGUAACCAAAAUGUUAAAGGUCAUCAAUCAAAUCUUGGCGAUGCUAGCGAUAACCAGGGAAAAAAUAUUUUGGCGGAAAGCCUUGUCGAUUCUGCAACAUGUGGUCGAAGAAUGUUUCUAGCAUCAUUGAUUGUUGCGUCGAAAUAUUUACAGGACAAUAAUUAUUCAAAUAAUGCUUGGUCGAAGAUUAGUGGGUUAUCACUUAAAGAAAUUAAUUCGAUAGAACGAAGAUUUUUACAAUUGAUUGUUUACAACCUUUAUGUUUCAGAAGAAGAAAGAACUAUAACAGAAAUUUUAGAAAUUUUAUCUGCAGGCGAUGAAUUAUUAUUAAAUGAUUUGUUAGACUAUAUCCAAGAUUAUUUAGUUGAUACAAAAGCAGAUUGGUUACCAAAUUACAUACUAGAAAUUUACAGAAAAACAUUAGAUCAUCAAUCAUGUGAAAAAUUGAGAGAAUUCAUAUUGGCAACCAUAUCAGCAGAUCCUGAAUUAUUAUUCAACUCCAAAGAUUUUUUGAAAAUCGAAGAAUCUUUAUUGCUACCAAUACUUAAACGUGAUGAUCUUGAUAUGGCUGAAGAUGAGGAUGAUAUUGUCAGGUGUCAUUUGAAACAAGGUAGUAAACCAAUAUAUGGCAUCAACACUCCAAGAGGAAAUUCCACUUUAAUUGGUCAUAAAGAAAUGUUACAAACAAGAGACAGUUUCUUGUUUACGUUUGGUAAUAGAGAUAGGAUUGAAGACGCAAAAGUUUCAAGAGUAUCAAGGUUUAAUUAUGCAAUAACGCUUAAAGAUGAUUCCUAUGGUCCCUGUUUUGGCGAUAAAGAUUUAUGGAUGUAUGGUAAUUUUGACAAACCGGAAAGUUGUUCAUCAAAGGAAGACGAUUAUGAAACUUGGAUAACUAAAAGUCGUAAAUUUGGUGUUUCAGAAUAUGAAGUUUUUAAAAUUAUUAAAAAAUAA
Molecule: messenger RNA, 1098 nt
Organism: Entrophospora sp. SA101
Lineage: Eukaryota; Fungi; Glomeromycota; Glomeromycetes; Entrophosporales; Entrophosporaceae
Source: the annotation of a GenBank genome assembly